AUGAAAAAUUUAGAUAGUUCUUCAGAAACCAAAUUCUGUCCAAACGAAGAGGAGGAAGGAGUAGACUGCCAAAAUAAUUAAAAUAGCGGAGGAAUAAAUAGUAGCUUUAUAAACGAGACUAUUAGGAAAUAAAGUGUAAAGAACUUGUUCUCUGAUGAAGAAAACAUCAAAAUUGUGACUUAGCAUAGAAUUAGCCCAGACCUGGUCAUUAAUAGCAGUCAGGAAUAUGAGAUUUAGGCAAUGACUUUCGAGGGAAGUAAAUAGAAUUUGAUUUCAAUAAGAGAUCUAGACAUCAAUAUAUAUUCUGAGAAUUAGCCUCCCUCUCCAAGAACAACUGUACAUCCUCCUGCGAUCUUAAAUGUAGGCGUAUCUCCCUAAAGUAAAGUGAAUAAACCCUAAAAUCUAAAUCAAGUGGUGCAACCCAAACAAUAGAUAGAUGAAGAAGAAGAUGAAGAUAACAAAAUGAUGGAAAACGUAGUAGAUUCUGAAAGCGAUGUAGUCUUCAGUGGAAAUUUAUCCAAAGAUAGAAGUAAGGACGACAUAUUGGUAGAUGAUUAGCAAGAAGAGCUUUUAAAUUCUGUGAGAAAGAUUCCAAACACCAUUACUAAGUAAAAGAAUCAGUAUGUUUAUAAUCCCGCAAGCAAAAACAAAAAUGAGGUAUUGGUGAGUAUGAGUGAUGACAACUUUAUACAAUAGCAGCAAUAAAUAGUAGAUCAAAUAGUUUCAAAUAUUAACAAUCAAUAGCAAAAAGGAAAUUCAACCAUAAAUAACAAGAAUUUUAUUAACAGCAAGUAAAUCUAAGACAGUCUAGACAACUUGAAGAAAUCAUAGCUCCUCUAUCUACAGUCACAGAAUUAGAUGAAUGGAAGCAAUUAUGAUAAUAUGGUAAAAGUCUAUACUUAGCAGAAGCAGCAGGUAUCUUUCUAAGAUGAGCAGAAAUAGUAAUUUGAUGACUCACUUAGAAGACCAAAUUACUCCGUUCAUCAUUCACAUCACAAAUCAUUGGACUUAAAUGAUCACAUCGCUUCUAAAAAUACUCACAAUAGCAGCACCAAUGGAUUGACUUAUAAAACUGUAAGUCUCUCCAAGUCCUUCACAUGCUCACCAGAAAAAUAAACAGCAGGAGGCUACAAUGAUACUCUUAUCAUGAAUCCAUUAUCUCCAGAUUACUCUAAAUUUCUACAAAAUAACAUUCAGAGUGUAAAUUAUACUCCUAUGAGUUUUCGAGAUAAUACAGAAGAUAAGCCUCUUGAGCAAUUGAAUUAAUACUAACCAAUUAACGAUUAAAUUUCUAAAAACUAAAGCAUUUUGUAAAAUUUAGUUGAAGCGAACUAGAUGUAGUACAUAAAUUCGCUUGAGAUGAAAGUUACUAUCUUGCAAUAGGAAAUUAUCAAUCUUUAGCAAUUACAAAAUUUCAGGCAGACCAAUCAAUUGCCUCACAGUUAAGACUCUAUAACUACCUCUGAAAACAGCUAUUUAAAGCAGAUUGUAGAGAGAUAGAAGAAUCGUAUAACUGAGUUAGAGGCUCAAGUAAAAAUACUGCAAUCUGAUAAGGAAUAAAUGCAAACUGACAUUUCAGAGUUAAAAAGUUAAUAGAGAAUUCACGAGUAAAUUAUUCAAAGCUUGUAAUUAAGAGUAGAUCAAAUAGCAAGCUAGAUGUUGCAUGAAACAGAUAUAAGGUUGAAUAUGUAUAAGCUGCAUGAUAGCAAUUAGUUGCUGAGUAAUGGAUUGAGAAUAACUAAUAGAUCACCAUAGUUAAGAAACUAAGGUGGAUUCAUAGAGACUGAUGGAUUGAUGAGUUAUUAGUCACACAGUGUACCUAGAGCAAUCAAGGAUUAAUAUAAUCAAAACAAUACUAAUGCUGGCUACAUAAGGAGUGGAACAUUAAACUACGAAUAGCUAGUUGAUCCUUACUAAGAAUUGAGUAGCUAGGAUAGAACGAGGCUACCUAGAUUCUCAGAGAAAAGUCACUAUGAUCAAUUGAAGGAUCCAUCAAAGUAUUUAAGCAACACAAUAAACAAAUAGAUUUUGCCCUACAAUCCAAUUUAGACUUAGCACUCUCAACUCUAUCAAAAAGAAGCAGAUGAGAAUUAUAAUUAUAUGACUAACAAUGCUCCUAGUUAUAACAAACCUAAUCUGCACGUUAAAAGCACAAAUAUUCGACCUCUGACCAAUGAGGUAAAUUCUCCUUUAAUUACUAUGAAGAGAGGUAGUGCAAGGUCGAAUAAAUCUCCAGGAGUUAGUCAAAUUAUGAAAUGGGAAAAAAAUAAUGAGGAUUCCUAAUCACCAACAAGAGUUGAAGCUGAGGAAUUUCAAGAUGAGGAAUGUAUUACUCUUAGAGGUAGAAAAGGAGUAUUCAAGUAAUAAUAGAGCCAAGAUUAUAGGAAAAACAUUAGGAAUAGCUUUAGAAAUAAUGAAUAGAGCAAUAGAAUGAUUCAGUCUAUGGUUAUUAAUCAUCAUGAUAUGAGCAAUUACAUGGAUGAGGAUGAAGAUAAUCUGAACUAACUUAAUUCAAGUACUCAAAUGGGAGUGAUUAAGCAUGGAAGUAUGAAAAUUAAAGAUAAGAAGCGAUCCCUUAUAAAUAACUCAGAUAUAAUUAAUCCGAAUUAUUUCUCAGCAAUGAAGGGGAAAACUCAAAUUUAAUCUGAUGCAAGAUCAGAUUACCUGAGAGAAUAGUAAGAUGACGACAUGCUAAUGCAAUCUCCUUAUGAAGAUUAGGAUCCAAAUUAAGAUGGAAAGUUGAUGUAGUUACAAAUGGAAAAAGACAAACUAGAAAGGGAGUAUUCUAAGUACCUCGGCUAGUAAAAGAGACAAAAAAGCAGAGAGCAAAAGCAAAAUUUGGAGGUGAAGAUAGAGGAAUUGAACAAGCAAAUUAGCAAAAUAAAGAUAAGGAAUCGAUAAAAAUCGAAUAAGAGAAGAAGUACUAUAAGAGUUUGA
This is a messenger RNA of Stylonychia lemnae, 2937 nucleotides long. The record is from the annotation of a GenBank genome assembly. Lineage: Eukaryota; Ciliophora; Spirotrichea; Sporadotrichida; Oxytrichidae.